Molecule: messenger RNA, 972 nt
Organism: Echinococcus granulosus
Lineage: Eukaryota; Metazoa; Platyhelminthes; Cestoda; Cyclophyllidea; Taeniidae
Exons: 6
Coding region: 1-972 (323 amino acids)
Source: RefSeq, a predicted model, not a curated record
AUGGAGUUGCUUUCCCCUGAAUUUCAUGCAAAGAGUUUCCGUAAUAAAAUUCCCAAAAUUGUUGGGAUUAAUAUUAAAGACGUUGAAGUGAAAGGAUCCCCUAGACUAAUGGCCAGAAAUUGUCAUUUGCGCCUGGAUUUAAAAUUGACCAAAUUUGUCUUCAUAUAUUGUAAUCGCGUCUUAUCAAUGCAUGGAAACAUUCCUGAGGUGCAUUUUAAAUAUUUCUUUUAUUUGUUCCUGCUAGGCAUCCACAUGAUUUGUUUCGUUAGUUUCAAUGAAAAAAAACAGAGGGAUUCGUUGCUUUUGUCAAGACUAGCAAACUCGAGCACAGUUUUAUACAAGGAAACAAAUUAUUAUGUGGUCCUUUCAUUAGUAUUAUCGCUAGUAGUAGGAACUUUAACAACGCCAACCGAAUCAGUCAUGGAGGAGAGAAAUAGACUAUUUUUAGUGCAAAUUUCUUCCACCGUGGCUGGAAUUCCCAAUUGUCUCAUACUCAAUUUCUCGAAUGAAUGCCCUUCAGAAAUCAAGCAAUGUCGAAGAACAGAGACACUUUUGGUAGCAUUGUUACCAAAUCAUUCUCCUAUUACUAAGUGGCGUGGAUUCCUUGGUGAUAAUGCAUAUAAGGGAACCGGUUGGUACAAUGUAAGCAAUUUCUCGUUUAAAAUGACAUCCAAUGCAAUAAACUCAUUACUUCUGGGUGGUUUUUUGGACUCCAAAGUUUUCCCACUAAUUAUAUCAAACUUGCAAGCAGUAGAACCUGCUUUCGGUAAUGGGCUUCCUCACAAAGUUGAAAGUAAUAACAAUUGUUAUCUUAUCCCAUUACUGAUUCACAAAAUGCUCGGUAAGGCUCCCUUGUCGGCUAAUAGUCUAGCAAUAUUGGACAUUCGUCUAAACAGCGUAUCAAAUAAUAAGGCAUACUUUUGCAGUCUUUCUAAUCAUUUAUUUAUAACAAUUUUCUGUUCUUCAACUUAG